Schizosaccharomyces cryophilus OY26 is the source of this 1775-nucleotide messenger RNA. Its product is annotated as peptide methionine sulfoxide reductase. Gene Ontology annotation, molecular function: peptide-methionine (S)-S-oxide reductase activity. The transcript has 2 exons. The record is from RefSeq and is a predicted model, not a curated record. NCBI's taxonomy places the organism in Eukaryota, Fungi, Ascomycota, Schizosaccharomycetes, Schizosaccharomycetales, Schizosaccharomycetaceae. The coding region runs from base 236 to 748 and encodes 170 amino acids.
UCUUGUAAAAUUUCUAUUUAAAUAAUGAGUAAAAUCACAUUCUUCAGAAGCAAAUCUUGCAUAAUACAAGGGACCGACAUACUAUAUACUAUUAAUAAUCAAUUCAUCAUCGGACCAGACAACUAUUGGUGGGUUGCCGAUAUUCACUUCCACUCUUCUACUACUUGAAAAUUUCCUUAUCUUUGUUAUACUAAUACUAAUUAAAGAACAGAGAAUACCAGGUUGAACUAAGAGAAUGAAGACCGCAAUUUUUGCUGCAGGUUGUUUUUGGGGUGUUCAAGAAGUCUUUCUUAGGAAAUAUGUCCCUACAGCCGCAAUUUUGAAGACUUCUGUAGGCUAUAUUGGAGGUAUUACUGAUAAUCCUACGUAUAAACAAGUUUGUACAAACAGCACCGGCCAUGCGGAAGCCCUCAAGGUUGAUUUCGACGAGAAUUUGACCUCUUAUGAGAAAAUUGUCGAGUUUUUCUUCGCCAUGCAUGAUCCAACAACCGUAGAUAAACAAGGUAAUGACAUUGGAAGUCAGUAUCGCUCUGUCAUAUUUACUACUUCACCUGAACAAGAAAGCAUUGCAAAGAAAGUUCUAAAGGAAGUACAAGAAAAGCACUUUUCCAACAAGAAGAUUGUAACUCAAAUUGUUCCUUCAGGACAAUGGUGGGAUGCGGAAGAAUAUCAUCAACAUUACCUUGACAAAAACCCUGAAGGAUAUCGUUGCAGUUCUCACUUCCUUCGCUGGAAUCCAUUCGCUUAAGAUCAGGUUCAACCUAAUGAACGUAAAUUUCCUGUUAUAUCUAAAGAAAUUAUAGUCAUUGAGAUGAGAAUGAAUUUGUUCGAGAAAUGAAUUGAAAUGAAUUUAAACGGCUAGAAAUUUUGGUUUAACAAAUUACAUUGGGUAGGUUUCAAAUAGACGAGAUUAUUCCUAUCCGUUUCACGGGUCAAGUAGUAAAUUUAUCACCUCCCACAUGAGGCUCCUCUUUUUGAUAAAUAAACGAUAAGAGAGAAUCCAAAUUAGUGAGCACAUUUUUUGAAAUUCCUCUUUCGUCCAUAUUCUUCACUGUAGUUUCCAACUGUUGAAGAAGCUGCUGAGCUAUAUGAACAUAUUCCUGUGUUUUUUCCUCAUCCGCCUCGAUUUUCUGAGACAGAGUUUGGUUCUCAAGUUCCAAGUCUUCAAUGUCCUCUUUCAGUUUUCUUUUAAGGUUCUGUUUGUGUGUAUAGAGAUGAGCUUUAAGGAUUUCUUGAGGCUGCUUGCUUUCGAUACUAUAGAACGUUAGAAAUGCUUUACUGUUGAGAGUUUUCUUACUCAAUUGGGGGUUCUCCUGACCCUUUUCGGUCCUUAGCUUCCUUGAUACAUUGAUCCAGGAAGUCAAGUUUUUGAUGCAGACCCCGUUCCUCAAUCAGCUUGGCAUACUCUUGCUAAAUUUCAGUCAUCAGCUGCUGUUCUUCAAACGUUCCAUACAUACCUUGCAGGUUUCCUCAAAAAAGCUGAUAAGUUGCUGAUGCAUGGCUGCAAUUGCCUUUCCUUUUUUGAAUGUUGGAAAACAUUGUGCAAACUUUUCUAAAGGAAUGUGUGCAACUGUUUCCGAUAAGGUACGUCGUAAAGAUGCUUCCAAUUGCUCCUUCCUAGUCAUAUAUACCCAAAAAUCAAUAGAUCACUCUUAACAGACGACUCGACUCGCAAACUAAACACUGUUUGCCUAAAGGUUGAUAAAAUAUAGAAUGCCUAAUUAUUAGAUCAAAUUUUUACUAUUUUUUAGUAAAAUAAAUCCUUGUUUCUCAAG